Messenger RNA from Onychostoma macrolepis, 2484 nucleotides. It is a transcript of the gene eri2, whose product is annotated as ERI1 exoribonuclease family member 2. NCBI's taxonomy places the organism in Eukaryota, Metazoa, Chordata, Actinopteri, Cypriniformes, Cyprinidae. Gene Ontology annotation, molecular function: nucleic acid binding; 3'-5'-RNA exonuclease activity; zinc ion binding. Gene Ontology annotation, biological process: exonucleolytic trimming to generate mature 3'-end of 5.8S rRNA from tricistronic rRNA transcript (SSU-rRNA, 5.8S rRNA, LSU-rRNA). The transcript has 9 exons. The coding region runs from base 155 to 1573 and encodes 472 amino acids. The record is from RefSeq and is a predicted model, not a curated record.
GGAAGCGGUGUCGCUGUGCGCGGGCAGUUUAAAGCUGCGGGUGUGUUUUAUUAUGCUGUGUGUUCUGUAAAUGUGAUUAUGUUUUGGGAUGUUGAGCGUUCAGCAGAUGUGUGUGUGUUUAACUCGAGAGUGAAUCUGCAGCAGCGGAGACAACAUGUCAACAAAGAGUCUCGCGAAAGAGCUGGGUCUGAUCAGGAAGCGCAGCCACUCGUCUGGAGCUCAUCAGCGUCCGUCGGUCUGCAGGCAGCGCUUCUCUUUCCUGAUCGUCAUUGACUUCGAGUCCACGUGCUGGAGAGAGAAGAGCAGCUGGGGCCAGGAGAUCAUUGAGUUCCCGGCGGUGCUGCUGAACGUGUCGAGCGGAGCGGUGGAGUCAGAGUUUCACUCGUAUGUGCAGCCGCAGGAGCACCCUGUGUUAUCAGACUUCUGCACGGAGCUCACCGGCAUCACACAGGACCAGGUGGACUCCGCCCCUCCGCUCCACGUCUGUCUGUCCAGAUUCACUCGCUGGCUGCAGAGUCUCCAGCAGGAGAGGGGCGUGGCCUUCGAGACGGACCGUGCAGGCCCCGCCCCCGCCGGACAGCCCUGUGCGUUUGUCACAUGGUCAGACUGGGAUCUGGGAGUCUGUCUGCUGUAUGAGUGCAAACGGAAGCAGCUGAGCGUUCCUGAAGCUCUGAAGAGCUGGAUCGACCUGAGAGCAACUUACAGGCUCUUCUAUAACAGGAAGCCCAAAGGUUUGAGAGGAGCUCUGCUGGACCUCGGCAUCCAGUUCACAGGAAGAGAGCACUCAGGUCUGGUGGACGCGAGGAACACGGCUCUGCUGGCGCGCCGGAUGAUGUCUGACGGCUGUCUGCUGACCGUCACCAAGUCUCUGAGGAGGGCGCCGCUGAAGCCCAGACCUGUGUGUGUGAGCGUCUCCAGCGAGCGUCCCUCCGCGCAGCAGCAGACGAGUGUGUGUCGGUCGCUGGUGUCGCCCCGCACCGUCCUCUCCAGCACACACACACCGUCCAGACCGCCGGGGACCCUCAGCACACUCGCUGCGCUCUCAGACACCACCUACGACCCCGAGACCACAGACGCCUGCUGGAGGGACGGAGUGCUGCUCGCCGAGGAGGAGGAGCCGGGCUCCUGUGAUGACGUGCCUCUGGGGGCGGAGCCUGAGGAGACCGACCCCGGCGAAACCACCUCAGACCACUGCAAACCCAGCAGACCGGCCUCCAGCUCCUCAGGUCUGUUUAAAACACCCAAACCGCCCCGGCGCACAGACCCGUACGGGCCGCUCUCACGCUUCUUAGGACGCAGCGGCGCGGCGUUCAGCGUUUAUACAGACCCUCCCGCCGCGUCCCGCGCUGUCAGUCACUCGGCUAAGAUCACGUCUCCUCUGUGCGGCUGCGGGCGCAGGGCCCGGCGUCUGACGGUGGGGAACGGAGGGCCCAACCACGGCCGAGGGUUUUACUGCUGCCCCGUCAGACGCCAGGGCUGCGGCUUCUUCAAGUGGGAGUCUGGACUGAUCCAGUCCAGCACACAGAACCGCCUCAGAACACCACAGACCUGCGGCUCCAGACCCCUCCGCUGACCCCCGUCUGACUAACACACCUGUGGAAGAAUGGGCUAUUAUGAAGAUUUCCAUCCUUUAACCUUAACUUGGACAUUUCCACAUGCAUUCUUUCUGCUUUUGGGGAGAGGAUCAACAAAUAAGAGCGAAGUUCCUCGUGAGAGAUCUGAUUGUGAUGAUGACCUCAUGAAUUGUGUUUUAAAGAAACCUGUGAAAUAAUAUUUAUAAUAAAACACAGUUGAUGAAUAUUUAAUGAACUCUGUCAGGGACAUGAAAACAUAUACAUGUACGAGAAAUGAAUGCUUUCGGUCUCUAACUUUUAGAUAAAAAGGAAAUGUGUUCCAGAUUUUGGCACUGCGAAUGUACUAGUCAAAACUACAAUUAUUCAGACACUAGAUAUAAUUUUUGAUAUGUUUUACUAGCGGGUGCAGGACACUAUAGUUCAUUAAUGUAAGUGAGGAGAGCAAAAUAAAGUGAACUGACAUAUUACACCCAUAAAUUCUUCAUGCGGUGCACUACCAGUAAAACUGAUUAAAAACAAAUUGUGAUCAAAAAUGAUUCAGACACUUUGACCUGAGCAUGUUUUGCUGAAGUGUUUUUUCUUUAUUUGCUAAUGUGAUCUUUUUACACACAGACUGAACACAAUGAAGCAUUGCUUGGUAACUGGUUGAGCUAAAUUGGUUUCAUCUAAUUGUGUUCUUAAUUUAGCAGCUGACAGCUAUUCAACCGAAUUCAUUACAUACCUUUCUAUCAAAGUUAUUAUUAUCAAAAUGAAUUUGUUCUGACACAGUUUAACUCUGAGUUCUCGUCAUAUUUUAUUAUCAUUUUCUAAACUAUAGCAAAUAAACUGUGAUAAUGUGAGAAAUGUUGAAGGUGUCUGAAUAAAUUUUGGUUUGACUACAUAAUCUAUGAUACGUUUGCUACCAAUUUAC